This is a messenger RNA of Pecten maximus, 4872 nucleotides long. RefSeq names its product mucin-21-like. The coding region runs from base 230 to 793 and encodes 187 amino acids. NCBI's taxonomy places the organism in Eukaryota, Metazoa, Mollusca, Bivalvia, Pectinida, Pectinidae. The record is from RefSeq and is a predicted model, not a curated record. The transcript has 9 exons.
AUCAGGUAUCACAGGUAGCGUGCUGAUACCAAGGGUCGCUAGCAGGCGUUACAGUUUAAACAUUCGUAUUUCAUUAUCUACUUGUGUGUGACUUGGGAAGUGGUCAACAAUAUUCGGGAUUAUAUAGAACCAAAUUAUAUCUAUUUGUCGGUGAAUAACCAGACAUAAUCGAUAGCGAAGUUCUAGAACUGACAUCUACUGGUUCAUAACGCCCGUCAUCUCUCUCAAGAUGGUGCCGAGAAACUACUACCUGUCGGCAGUUGUUGUUGCUGCUAUGGUGACACUGAUGUUUGGUACCCUGACGUCGGCGAGCUCCACAACCACUGAGGCCACCAACUCGACAGAAAGUUCAACAGACAGUAGCUCAAGCGCAUCUACUACAGCCGAUUCGGGCUCGACCGAUUCCACCGUGUCGGGUACAAGUACCGAGGAGUCCACUACAAUGGUUUCAUCCACCACCACGACUGCCAUGCCCUCGUACAUUACAUGUUUCACCGGAAGCUGUGCUGAGGAGAAGUGUGUUACCAACAUAACUGAAAAGUGUAACAGUACAACGUCUUGCAAGAUCCAAAGAACAGUGAACAACACCAGCACUUACUACGAGUUAAGCUGUGUUAAUGCCUCCUGUUCCACGACUUCCAACAGGUAUUGUUGUACCACAAAUGACUGCAACCAAGACGAAACAAAGUUCAGCGGAAGUGGUCAUCAGCUCACCAGCUCCGGAAUCCUCCACAUUCUCACCAUACUGGCCACACUUUUCGUCACACGACAGGCGGUGAUGGUCGGAGAAUGAUAUGUUUAAAAUCUGUCCUAUCACACAACGGUAUUGAACGGUUAGAUUUGCAUUUCAUACCAGAUAAAAAGUGUGGUCUCAUGUAAAAUUAUUCUUAAAGAUAUACACUUUCUGUAACAACUUCUGAAAAACAAACAGACACAUGAAAAGUCUCGUAAAUUGAUAUCUAUAUCAUUGAUGUUCUGAUGAACACUGACUGUGUAUGCGCGAUAUAUCUUGUCUCAAAUUUGAAUUCCCUUUCUCUCCCCCCCCCCCCCCCCGUCCCAAUGGCUAUCAUGUUUAGGAGUAAAUACUAGAACAAUAUCAAUAUCAAUAUCAAUAUCCUUUGUUAUCAAUGCGUACACAUGGAGGCCAGACAAGAACAGGUCAUGUUUUAUAUUAUGCUGCUCACUGACAGGUUGAUUGAUAAUCAUACCUGGUCACGUGAUAUGCAUGUGAUUACUCAGCUACCUCAGAUCAAAACAACAAACGAGCGCAGACACAAUACUGAGGAAUCAUUAAAAUAAUAAAAUUACAGUCUUUGUUAAUUUUUCAUAAACUAUGAUAUAAUUAGAUUGGCUAGUAUUUCAACGCUUGUUCGACAAAGCAAAAGAAGGAAAGCUAACCAUUGAGUCCCUAUAAGAAUAAAAGACUUGCAUAAACAGAGAGAGAGAGAGAGAGAGAGAGAGAGAGAGAGAGAGAGAGAGAGAGAGAGAUGCUAUUUUUCUUUUUCUGAUAUCGACUAUGCAAAAAUGUUUGCCAGAUUUUCCCAUAAUCUUGUGAAAAUGGUAUGGACUUGUACGCCUACGAAUUUUCUCAGGAUUUAAACUAUUAAGAGUCUACAGAAGCUAGUUUAUGAACAGUCAAAUCUACGUGGCCACAUUCAGAAGUAAACAAAAAUUAACGAUAUGUUUGAAACAACGUGCAGUGUUAGAAGCUGUAUUUACUUGUUCUGUAUCAAAGGUAUAUGACGCUAUAGCUGAGGGUUGCCUUGUUACAUUACAUUUCUGUUGAAAUUUGUUAUCAGAGCAAAUUCAAGUCAAAUUGCUUAUAUCAUAAAAGAAUGGUUAUUGGUUAGCUGUGAUAAGUUUAAGAGGUGUAUAUAUGUAUAUUUUUGAUGUAUAAGCUGAUAUCGAUAACUUGUUAUAAAGACACGACGCCAGACCGAUGUAAACCGUUGAUAACACUUCAGAAUAUGUUGGACUGCGAUAUAGAUGAAAUUUAUGAACUGAAGAAACCGGUAUAUAAGAAGUGUAUAUACAAAUGUAUGCUGUCAUUACCAGUACUUAUAAAGUGUAUAUACACUUGUAUGCUUUCGUUACCGGUACUGAUGAAGUGUAUAUGUACUGUCAUUACCGGUAUUGAUGAAGUGUAUAUGUACUGUCGUUAUCAGUAGUGAUGAAGUGUAUAUGUACUGUCGUUAUCGGUAGUGAUAAAGUGUAUAUGUACUGUCAUUACCAGUGUUGAUGAAGUGUAUAUGUACUGUCAUUACCGGUACUGAUGAAGUGUAUAUGUACUGUCGUUACCGGUACUGAUGAAGUGUAUAUGUACUGUCUUUACCAGUGUUGAUGAAGUGUAUAUGUACUGUCAUUACCAGUGUUGAUGAAGUGUAUAUGUACUGUCAUUACCGGUACUGAUGAAGUGUAUAUGUACUGUCGUUACCGGUACUGAUGAAGUGUAUAUGUACUGUCAUUACCGGUACUGAUGAAGUGUAUAUGUACUGUCGUUACCGGUACUGAUGAAGUGUAUAUGUACUGUCGUUACCGGUACUGAUGAAGUGUAUAUGUACUGUCGUUAUCGGUAGUGAUGAAGUGUAUAUGUACUGUCGUUAUCGGUAGUGAUGAAGUUGUAUGUACUGUCAUUACCAGUGUUGAUGAAGUGUAUAUGUACUGUCAUUACCAGUGUUGAUGAAGUGUAUAUGUACUGUCAUUACCAGUGUUGAUGAAGUGUAUAUGUACUGUCGUUAUCAGUAGUGAUGAAGUGUAUACGUACUGUCAUUACCGGUAUUGAUGAAGUGUAUAUGUACUGUCGUUAUCGGUAGUGAUAAAGUGUAUAUGUACUGUCAUUACCAGUGUUGAUGAAGUGUAUAUGUACUGUCGUUAUCGGUAGUGAUAAAGUGUAUAUGUACUGUCAUUACCAGUGUUGAUGAAGUGUAUACGUACUGUCGUUACCAGUGUUGAUGAAGUGUAUAUGUACUGUCGUUAUCGGUAGUGAUAAAGUGUAUAUGUACUGUCAUUACCAGUGUUGAUGAAGUGUAUAUGUACUGUCAUUACCGGUACUGAUGAAGUGUAUAUGUACUGUCGUUACCGGUACUGAUGAAGUGUAUAUGUACUGUCGUUACCGGUACUGAUGAAGUGUAUAUGUACUGUCGUUAUCGGUAGUGAUGAAGUGUAUAUGUACUGUCGUUAUCGGUAGUGAUGAAGUUGUAUGUACUGUCAUUACCAGUGUUGAUGAAGUGUAUAUGUACUGUCAUUACCAGUGUUGAUGAAGUGUAUAUGUACUGUCAUUACCAGUGUUGAUGAAGUGUAUAUGUACUGUCGUUAUCAGUAGUGAUGAAGUGUAUACGUACUGUCAUUACCGGUAUUGAUGAAGUGUAUAUGUACUGUCAUUACCGGUAUUGAUGAAGUGUAUAUGUAUUGUCGUUACCAGUACUGUUGAAGUAUGCAUAAAAUGUCGUUACCGGUACUGUUGAAGUAUGCAUAAAAUGUCGUUACCGGUACUGUUGAAGUGUAUAUAUACUCUUAUUACCAGUACUAAUGAAGUGUAUAUAUACUAUAAUUACCAGUACUAAUGAAGUGUAUAUGUACUGUCGUUACCAGUACUAAUGAAGUGUAUAUGUACUGUCUUUUUUGACUUGUAUCUAAAUUUAUAUUACUUCUCCAGUGAAUUUCGAAUGAAGUCUAUGAAACACAUAAUAAAUCUCGGUUUAUUUUUCUUUCGGAAUACAAGGACUUAAUUCCGAAAUUUCGACAAAAUAAUAUUGAUGGUUUUUUUUUUCGAUAUAAGUGCAUGUGAAUGCCUCAUUCCCUUUUGAGCUCUACAUUAUUUAUUGAUAUCCUAAAAAUGAAGAACUCACUAAGUGUUUGAGUUAAUACUAUGCAUAUUCUCGACAAAAACUGUUUGCCUUUUAAGGGGAUUCAGGGACCUAGUGUGGAGAUGGACGAAACUCACUGCAGUCAUAUGAAUGUAUGUAUGAUAUGUGGGUAUUACCUAGUAUCAUACUUUAUAAAGGUAUUUCAUCUGUAACUUUUUCUUUUUUACUUAUGUCUACCACCGUAAAAUAUUUGUGCUUGAUUUAGACGUGCUACUGUAAGACCUAUAUCAUUUGCUUAUUUACCAUUUCAGUUUGCUUAGGAAUUUACUAGUUAAGAACAAUAUUUUAUAACGUUGUAACGCUGUGUAAAUUAAAUAUUGCUGUAAGAAACAUCACAUGGGUGACAUUGAUUGAUCUCAAUGUUUAACUACGUGAUAUGGUAGUACGAUCCUGGUUCUCGUUAGUAAUGAGUUGAGAGAAACAGUAUCAGCGUAACGUAACCUACCUUUCCAAUGCUAACAUAUAACUGGUAUUUACUACACACUGAAAAUCAAGAUAUCACAGGAAACAACAUAUUAGUUUUUAUUUAGAUUAAGUAUGACAACGACCACUUGGAUAGUACUAAGUGGGAAAUGUAUCAUCAGUAGUCAUUAAUUCAUUAAAAAAUAUACUCACACAUGGACUCUAUGUCUUAUUCGCGAAAAUUUCGCUUAGUAAAAUGUCUUCAUCGUAUCUAAAAUAUUAAUUCAACGUAAGUGUUCUGUAUUGUCCUCAAUCAACAAUUAAGAUAUGGAUUGCUCUGGAACCCAAACCCAAAGUACACGGCUUAGUAGUUAUAAAAAUACAAAACAUAACAAAACAAAAAACAAUGACACAGUUUGAAGUCCUGUAAUCAUAUAAAACAUAUUUUAAUUAUAAAAUAAUCACAUUUUUGAAAUAUAACUGAACAUGAAAAUGAUGCCACACACGUAUGAUUUUAAUAUGUAAAACUAAUCUUAAAAAAAAAGUAAAUUAUUUUAGACAAUAUGUUGAUUGUAUCCGUCCUUUGAAUAAACUUUUCUCUACA